Caenorhabditis elegans is the source of this 790-nucleotide messenger RNA. RefSeq lists its product as uncharacterized. NCBI's taxonomy places the organism in Eukaryota, Metazoa, Nematoda, Chromadorea, Rhabditida, Rhabditidae. The record is from RefSeq and is marked reviewed. The coding region runs from base 15 to 539 and encodes 174 amino acids. The transcript has 5 exons.
CCAUUGUAUCCAAAAUGCCAUCAACUUCCAAAUUGAUCAUUUUGGCAACCAUCGCGUUGAUUGGCGCCGUCUCUGGUCAAGAACAACAGGCAUGCGCUGUCAAUCAACUCUUUAAUGGACAAAUUUGCACGUGCGCUCCAGGAUAUUUCUCUUCAGCCAACGAUGACUCAAAGGCGCGUUGCGAUGAUGAAUGUGAAGAGGUGUAUUUCUCCGUUUUCACCACCGGAAAGUGUGUGGACAACAUCUUUGGCAAAGUGCCAAAGGAUCAACAACCUGCAUGUAAUUUGAGAUGUGGAAUCAGAAUUCGUCUUUGGGCAACCAUUGCUGCAUUCGUCGUUAUUGCUGCUGCUCUCGUAUCCCUUGUUCUUGCUCUUCCAAUGUGUAUCGCAUCUUGCUCAGCCUGUUUGAAUGCCAAAAAGGCCAACAAAAACGCUAAACGAGUUGCUCUUGAAGCUCAAGCUUCCCCAUCAAAAGAUCAACAAGUUGCCACAAUGGGAUACAAUCCAUACGCCUAUUGGCCAUAUUACGGACGUGCUUAAAACGCUCAUUUCAUUUCUCUUUUUUUUCUCAAAAAGUAUCCAAAAAAGCUCACACACCCAUUCCCCCAAAUCGGGUUUUUCUAUGCAUUUUAAUGUAAUUUUUUAUAAUUUUAUAAUUCAAGUUUUUCGAAGAACUACUUGCUCCACGAAUUUCGACCGCCCAAUCCAAAAACUGCCUUUCUCAUCCAAUUCCACGUAGAUGUUUUAUCGCUAAUGAAACAAUUGUUACUAUAUUAAUAAAUUGAAGUUUU